CAUUUCUUCUCAACUCCCCUUGCAGCCUGGGCUCUGUGCCCCUCGUUCUCCCAGUACACUGCAGCUCCUCCUUCCACCUCUCUCAUCAGCUGCCCCUCCCUCUUCCCUCUCUGUCUCUGCUAGGUGCAGCAUGUAUGUGAGUGUGUGUGAGCCAGUCGAGCCGCCUGUGUGUUUACAUGUCAGCCUAUCAGUGCUGCCGGAUUUAGCGCAUCUGGAGAGAACGGAGGCAUUUCUCAAAUGCCCCUCCGACAAGGGAUUCUCACCGCUGUGUAGAUCCCCCUUUCCCAUUUGAAUACAGGCUGUCUUGAAUCCUGCAUCCCUGUCUCCAUGCUUUUGGAGGCAUUUUGAAUUUCCUUGGCAACAUGGAGCUGCCUGAAUUAGAAUUCUCUGCAUGACAGUCCUGGUAAGCAGUAGGAUGGUGUCUGGGGAGGCAGGAGGGCACAGCUACUUGGUGGCAUGCUGGCAGCCCAUCCUGAUCCUCAUGCUCGGCACCGUCCUUUCUGGCUCCACCACCGGUUGCCCCUCCCGAUGUGACUGCAACGGUCAGGAGCGUUCAGUCGUGUGCCAUCGACGGAGACUGGCAGCUCUUCCUGAGGGCAUACCCACAGAAACAAGGAUGCUGGACCUCAGCAAGAACCGUCUCAAAACUCUGGGGAACGAGGAGUUCAUUAAUUACCCCCAGCUGGAGGAGCUGCAACUUAACGAAAACACAAUUUCAUCCAUUGAGCCUGGAGCUUUUACCAAUCUUAUGAACCUUCGAACUCUAGGUCUGCGCAACAACCAGCUGAAGCUCAUUCAGCUGGGGGUGUUCACAGGCCUGACCAACCUUACCCAGCUGGACAUUAGUGAGAACAAGAUUGUCAUUCUGCUCGACUAUAUGUUCCAGGAGCUGUACAACCUGAGAGCUCUGGAGGUUGGUGACAAUGACCUAGUAUUCAUCUCACCGCGAUCGUUUCAUGGCCUCAGCAACCUUGAAAGCCUCAACAUCGAGGGAUACAAUCUUGCCUCAGUGCCCACUGAUGCCCUUAGCCAUUUGCAUAACCUGUUGUCACUACGAUUAAGCUAUCUCAACGUCACUGCCAUGAAGGAUUACUCCUUUAAGAGGCUGUAUCGGCUCAGAGUGUUGGAGAUAUCUCAAAUGCCUGCCCUGGAUACCAUGACCGCAAAAUGCUUGUUUGGACUCAACCUCACAUCAUUGUCCAUCACAAAUUGUAAUCUUACUGUCAUACCCUACCAAGCCAUCAGUCACCUGAGACAUCUGCGGUUUUUGAAUCUGUCUUUCAAUCCCAUUCAUACUGUGGAAGGGAACAAACUGUUCAAUCUGCAGAAGCUGCAGGCUUUUUAUUUGGCUGGUGGGAGAUUAACUACCAUUGAGCCCUACUCUUUCCGAGGACUCAACCACCUCCGUGUACUCAAUGUAUCCAUCAACAGAUUGAACACCCUAGAGGAGUCUGUUUUCCACUCAGUGGGAAACCUGGAGACUCUGGCUUUGUAUGACAACCCGUUGGCCUGCGACUGUCGCUUGCUCUGGGUCUUCCGCCGGCGGUGGAGGCUCAACUUUAACAGACAGCAGCCCAUGUGUGCUUCACCUGAGAUUGUUCAAGGACAAGAGUUCAAGGACUUCCCAGACAUUCUCCCGUCUGACUAUUUUAUCUGCCAGAAAUCAAAGAUCAUGGAUUACAAGGUUCAAGAAAGCCAUGUAGAUGAAGGAACUACAGUUCAUUUUGACUGCCAGGCUGAGGGUGACCCAGUCCCUGUGAUAAUGUGGCUAUCCCCUAAGAAAGAGUACAUCACUACUAAAACUGUGGGGUCAAGGCUUUCUGUGUCUAAUGAAGGCACUUUGGAGGUGCGUUACGCCCAAAUCCAAGACAACGGCACCUACUUGUGCAUUGCAAGCAAUGCAGCAGGCAAUGACACCAAAGCUGCUCACCUUUUUGUGCAUAGCUAUUCCCCCAAUUGGCCCCACCAGCCAAACAAGACAUUUGCCUUCAUUUCAAACCAGCCCAGCGAUGAAGGUGCUAAUGUAACCCGGGCCACAGUUACAUUUCCAUUUGAUGUAAAGACACUCAUCAUUGCAACCACUAUGGGAUUUAUCUCUUUCCUCGGAGUUGUCCUUUUCUGUCUUGUAAUAUUAUUUCUCUGGAGUCGGGGAAAAGACAAUACUAAGUCAAGUAUAGAGGUUGAAUAUGUGCCACGUAAAGAGGAACCAGAGGAGGCCAGUCCAACCGAGGAACCCAUACAAUUCAACAUGAAAAUCAUGUGAACAUCGAAUGGACGCCAUGUAAGCAUUGAAAAUGCAUUUGGGGUGCAUACUAUCUUUGCUUCAAAUAUGUACUCACUUUAAAAGAGAUAGAAAUUGCACAGCAGCAAAUGCAUCUUGACACUAUACCCUCAAAUUGUUUGUUUUUUUAAUUUGAGGGACUGAAUCUUUCAAAGCAAAUGUUGAAUUUAAAAUAUUCAAAUUUCUGUAAAGUUAUAAUGGCAAUAAUUAGUAUGUUAACAUGCACUCAACCUGAUUACUGUGUUUAACCAAAUUAAGCUAAUAGUUUGAAUAAGCACAUGGAUCACAGCAGAGGGAUUUCCAAAAAUACAUAGGGGGGUUAUGGUCUAAAAGAAUUUGGUGAUUAGUCUGCAAGUAAAAUCUUUUAUGGGGAACAAAAGAAAAUAUCUUGUUAGUAUUGUUUUUUGUUUUUUUUGCUUUAUUGAUGUACAAAGCACAACAGCCCAUUAGAGCCAUUGUCAAGUUCUGCUGCUUGAAAUGCUAAGUCAAAAGCAUUUUUUCCAUUUUAUGUUGUCCCAUCACAAGCAAUUGACAAAUGUGACAUGAGUAUUAGGGGUAUUUUUAGAUUGAUAGAAAAAGGGAGAGACGACAGUCAUAUUUUGAGGGAAUAAAGAAGUACUUCCAAGAACAAAGUUGAGAAAUUAAAAGGAUAGGCUAAACUUUGAAACUUAAAAUUUUGAGAAGGGAAAGUAACACUAUUACAAGACUAAAUGUAAUAAUUUUUGUAAAAUUAGAUACUAAAUAGAGAGAUAAGUUUUUAUAUGAGAAACCAAAACAUUUUUGAACACCAAUUCUCCAAAAUUGAAAUUUUAUUAUUAAGAAUCAGUGUGAGGAUUAGACACAGAGGAGCCAGUGAAACUUACCACGCUGUGUCAGUGACCAAAGGCCUUCAACAUUAAAUUGUGUUUUGAUGUUUUCUCGGCACACUUCGACACUGACGUCUGCAAGAAAACCUGUCACAAAACAAAAAAUCAAGUAGAAGCCUGAUGCUCCAUUACUUGUCAUAGACAAGCAAUUUUGUCAAUUGGGCUUAAAUGAUCAGUUAUAAUAACUGGAGUAUUCCUUUAAUCUGGUUACAGUCAAAUUAGAAGUGUGCAUGUUAACACACGGAAUAAGAAAGAAAAGCCAGUCCUACAAAAUGUGCUCCUUUCUGCCAGCAAAGGAAGUUUGUCAUUAAAUGUAUUAACAUAUUCAGCUAUACAUAUAUUUUCUGUAUUUUCUUCUUUCCUUGUACAUUAUGCUAUGGCACAAAAGUGAUGCUUUUAAUGACUGUGAGUUUUAAACAUUACAAUCUAUGGAGCAGAUUAGAUAUUCAUGUUUUUGAUGUAACUCAACCAAAAGAGUUAGAACUUUUCGGAGUACCCUUGAAAAUCUGAUUAGCAAUUUAUCAUCAAGUGCAAAAUUAAUUUGUGUACCUGUUUGGCAGCUUUAAAAGUGUCGGCACUCUUUCCCAGUCCCGAGGUUACAUUGUCAACAGUGCAAAUGAAAAAUGCUGACAUUAUGAAUUUGUUGCCUUAAGUAACAUUUUCCAGCUUUCAGCCAAGCAAUACCCAAUAGUUAUGUGUGAAAUGGACUUUUAUGCCUCAUAAGGAUUUUAUGUAAUUAAUUUCACAGUCAAGGUCUGCUCUAAAGAUAGUGUGUUCAUUAACUCUAAAAGUGCAUUAAAAAAAAAAGAAAAAGAAAAGGGAAAGGCAGAUGGAAAUUCUAUUAAAUAAAUAACAUUUUAUACUA
Molecule: messenger RNA, 4012 nt
Organism: Etheostoma cragini (Arkansas darter)
Lineage: Eukaryota; Metazoa; Chordata; Actinopteri; Perciformes; Percidae
Gene: lingo1b
Product: leucine rich repeat and Ig domain containing 1b
Exons: 2
Coding region: 392-2263 (623 amino acids)
Cellular component (GO): plasma membrane
Molecular function (GO): protein binding
Source: RefSeq, a predicted model, not a curated record